Molecule: messenger RNA, 1175 nt
Organism: Xylona heveae TC161
Lineage: Eukaryota; Fungi; Ascomycota; Xylonomycetes; Xylonales; Xylonaceae
Exons: 2
Coding region: 143-1132 (329 amino acids)
Source: RefSeq, a predicted model, not a curated record
ACCUUACCUAUCAACUUUGAAAUUUAUAUGAUGAGCAGGAUGCUCCAGCAGCUACAGAUAACAGUGCUGCAGCUUCAAUUGAUCUGCUCCCCUUUUAACGAGCGUUGAUCGUGGGGCAUUCGUUCUUAUAUCACCCCUCGUCAUGUCUUCAUUCCGGGAAGCUACAGCAGUGACACCGGUCGAUUCGCACACAUAUGCAGCUCAGCUCUAUAACGAAUGGUGUAUUGGUUCCGUGCCACAUGGAGGCUUCGUGACGGCACUUUUUCUCAAUGUUGCCCAGGCGCAUUUUCACGGCACGCUUGCCUCGCAGAACCAGCCGCACACAAUCACAUUUCACCUGGAAUUUCUCCGGAGGACUCACGUAGGGCCCGCGAGGUUUACCGUCAAAGAUGUCAAGCUCGGUAGCCGCACCUCUACGAUCCACAUAACAAUGGCGCAAGACGACCGAGAAGAAGUCGUUGCAUACGCGACCAAUUCCAAUUUCGCGCUGGAAACGGGCCCUUCCCUGCCUACACACUGGGCUCUUCAUCCGGCUCCUGACCGAGUAGAUCUAUCAAAGCUACGCGCAGGGCAGGAUGCCAACUGGGAAGAACUUCGAGAUUUACCGUAUGCCGAAUUCCGCAAGGCGCUUACGCAGAUCCGCAUGUUUCUGCCGCGCUGGGGACAGAAAAUGAAGAGCUUAUCUGAUGAAUGGAUCUGUUUCCGAAAUGGUGAGAAAUUUACUAAUGCGAGCGUGGGCUACGUCUGUGAUGCGUGGCCACAGGUUAUUGAGUCUUAUCGUGCGAGAGAAACGGAGACGAAGCAGGCAAAUGAUCAAGCAAAAGGGAUCUUGCCAUCGUUAUCUUCUGGCACUGAUCCUGACGAGUUGCUGAGCCCUUCGAGGCGGCUCUGGUAUCCUACAGUAUUACUCAAUUUGGAUAUCAAGAAGCCUCUCCCCGAAGAGGGAGUCGAGUGGCUCUUUGCAAGAGUGCAGGCAAAGCAGAUACAGAAUGGGAGGUAUGAUGUCGAGAUUGUUAUCCUCGAUGAAACAGGGGAUAUAGUAGCCUUGAGCCAUCACGUUUGUCUGAUAUUGGGCGCGGAAAGGAACAUGGCUGCAAGGAAGAAGAAUACCAAUCGCGAGACCAAGCUCUGACUGCAUAACAGGAAUAGAUUUUUCUAUAGACAAACUACCCAUG